AUGCUAAUUACCCACGCCGAUCUCAACACGAUCUCACACAUCCGCGUCUGCAGGCUCCUCCAAUCAGAGCGCGGCAUUUCUCCACGCUGCCGUAGAGCGCAGACACACACAAAAGGCCUCUCCCUCGACCCGCUGUUCACAAGCUCAUCCUCCUCACUCCGCUUUGUCUGCGCUCACGCCCGCUCCACGCCAUCUCGUCAGGCCAUGAACGCGCCCCCUCGCCAAUUACCGCCAUUCUCCGCCAUUCUCCGCCGCUAA
Messenger RNA from Knipowitschia caucasica, 258 nucleotides. The record is from the annotation of a GenBank genome assembly. Lineage: Eukaryota; Metazoa; Chordata; Actinopteri; Gobiiformes; Gobiidae.